UGAUCCUGGGGUAUGGACUAUUGCUAUUUGUAUGCUAUGUGCCUUUCCUGUUGAACAUACAAAGAAAAAUGAAAAUCACCUUAGGCAAACAACAAAGCAUUAGAUUAUUUUUUCCUCUUCUGAAUUUGUUCUCCUUAAAAGAUUAGUCUUGGUUUGGUUUUGGAGUUGUUCAAGUCACUCCAAAACGACGCCGCUGCGUUUGUUCACUUCUCACCAACCCAAUAAGCAACAGCCGCACCAGUUCCUUGGAAACCAGUAGAAGUGUCAAAAGUCUUUCUUUAUAGACUCCCACUUGAGUUCAGAUCUUUCCACCAAACCCCCCCGAAAAGAUUUUUGCUUUCUCUCUGAUUCUCUCCCUCUCUGAAACCUACCGCCAUGGCAGCAGCAGCAGCAGCCUCAACCACGCCUCAUUCUCUUCUCCUCCAGAAGACCACUCACAAUCAUGCCUUUCUCAAACCCAACUCGGCCACCUUCACUCUCACCAAUCAGAGGCCUGCCAAACGCCUCUCAAUCUCAUGUUCAGCGACUAUCCCAAUCCAAGAUCGUCCCUCCGUCCAAACCCAAUCUCAAGAUCGGGUCUUUAACUUCGCCGCCGGACCCGCCACCUUGCCCGAGAACGUCCUCCUCAAGGCCCAAUCCGAGCUUUACAACUGGCACGGAUCCGGCAUGAGUGUCAUGGAAAUGAGCCACCGUGGCAAAGAGUUCCGUUCUAUUAUCGAAAAAGCCGAGGCCGAUCUCCGUGCUCUUCUCAACAUCCCCGAGAACUACGCCGUUUUGUUCCUCCAAGGUGGGGCCACCACCCAGUUCGCUGCCCUCCCUUUGAAUCUCUGUCAGCCCGAUGACAGUGUCGAUUAUCUGGUUACGGGGUCGUGGGGAGAUAAGGCUUUCAAGGAAGCCCAGAAGUAUUGCAAGCCGAAGGUCAUUUGGUCUGGCAAAGCGGAGAAUUACGUCAGGGUCCCCUCAUUUGAUGGUCUAGAGCAAAGCCCAAAUGCCAAGUAUUUGCAUAUAUGCGCUAAUGAGACUAUUUAUGGGGUUGAGUUCAAGGAUUAUCCAAUGCCCAGCGAUCCAAAUGGCGUGCUUGUAGCUGAUAUGUCUUCCAAUUUUUGUUCCAAGCCAGUUGAUGUAACCAAGUUUGGUCUGAUUUAUGCUGGUGCCCAGAAGAAUGUGGGGCCGUCUGGGGUUUGCAUCGUGAUCGUCAGGAAGGAUCUCCUAGGAAAUGCACAAGGGGUUACCCCCGUGAUGCUUGAUUACAAGAUCCACGCUGAGAACAACUCCUUGUACAAUACACCUCCUUGUUUUGGGAUUUACAUGUGUGGGUUGGUGUUUGAAGAUCUUUUGAAGCAGGGAGGGCUGGAGGAGCUAGAGAAGAAGAAUCAAAAGAAAGCCGCUAUAUUGUACAAUGCCAUUGAUGAAAGCAAGGGAUUCUACAGGUGUCCUGUUGAGAAAUCAGUGAGGUCGCUGAUGAAUGUGCCGUUCACAUUGGAGAAGUCAGAGUUGGAGGCUGAGUUUUUGAAGGAAGCUGCCAAGGAGAAGAUGGUGCAGCUCAAGGGACAUAGGUCGGUGGGAGGCAUGCGAGCAUCUAUUUACAAUGCUAUGCCGAUGGCUGGAGUGGAGAGGUUGGUUGCUUUCAUGAAGGAUUUCCAGGCAAGGCAUGCUUGAUUCAUGCCCUUUGCCCUUUUUAGUAGUAUUAUCACAUAAUGGCGGUUGCUUUCUUGUCUCAAGUUUGUGUUCUCUUUGUAUGUUUUGCUUAGAUUUUAUGCUGGGUAGGUUUUUAAGUACUCUGAUAAAAUUGCAAGCUAUUCUUCGGGAAAUGCUGAAAGUUCCAACAAGGAUAAGCUUAGCAGGAUUUUUGUAAUAGAAUUACAUGCUUUUUUUUUUUUUGGUCUGAUUUUAUUAAAAUUCUUGGUUGCGCAAUGUUAAAUAAUCUUAAUAAAAAGUUGCUUGAAUUCUGCCAA
Theobroma cacao (cacao) is the source of this 1955-nucleotide messenger RNA. Its product is annotated as phosphoserine aminotransferase 2, chloroplastic. The record is from RefSeq and is a predicted model, not a curated record. Gene Ontology annotation, molecular function: pyridoxal phosphate binding; O-phospho-L-serine:2-oxoglutarate transaminase activity. Gene Ontology annotation, cellular component: chloroplast stroma; cytoplasm. NCBI's taxonomy places the organism in Eukaryota, Viridiplantae, Streptophyta, Magnoliopsida, Malvales, Malvaceae. Gene Ontology annotation, biological process: L-serine biosynthetic process.